AUGUCGACAGCAACAUCAUCAAGAAUGACUUCAACAAUUUCACAAAACUCGCCGUUUCCGCCAAAUGCGGUCUACCAACAAAAUCCAUACCCAUCACAAACUUCUUCAUACUCACAAAUCCCAAGAAAUUCACCGUUUCAACAUCAACAAUAUCAUUCACCCCAAGAAUAUUCAUCAUCCUCUUCCUCACCUUCAUCAGUAUCUUCCUCAUCUGCAUCUUUUCCAUUAGGCACACUUCCACCCUCAUUCGAUCAUUGUCACUUAAUAGAUGGCAUUCCUGUAUCAUAUAUUCUCGAAAAAUUACAUUUAUUAGGUUCAACCUAUUAUAAUAAUAGACAAACCGCUUUUGCUGAACUUCUCAUUAAUUCCCUCCCUAAAACUACAUUUUUCGUUCAUAAAGAAUAUCUCAUCCUCCAAUCAAUCUUUUUUCGUCAAGUCUUUGAGAGGGUAAAAAAUGGUGAUUGUAUAACGAUCACCCUCCCCGCCGCUCCCGAAACCUUUCAACCCAUAUUAGAAUACUUAUAUACUGGUGAUGAUGACAAGUGGUAUAGCACUAUGACCAUAGAGAAUUGGUCAAAUAUUUAUAAGAAUGUACAAUUUCUUGGUUUAUGUACAGAAGCUAAAGAUGUUUGUUUGGCUUUUUAUGAGCAUGAGAUUGAACCGACUUUACAUAGGUCUGCCUAA
Molecule: messenger RNA, 684 nt
Organism: Funneliformis geosporum
Lineage: Eukaryota; Fungi; Glomeromycota; Glomeromycetes; Glomerales; Glomeraceae
Source: the annotation of a GenBank genome assembly